AUGACCUGCUUUAAGAUAUUAUAUUUGACUUACCUAAGUCCUACACUACGUGCCUUUAUUUACAUACCAUUACUUCUAUUUGGUUCAAUCUGGUGUGCAGCAGUUCCUCCCUUACCAAGUUACUUCUCCAACAAAAAGAAUUUUAUUAACGUCUAUUUUGCAAAGCUAUCAUUUGCAUGGACAGCUUCAUUCUUAUCAGUAGUCGUUUUGCUAUCCUCGUAUGUUUAUACAAACUGUAAUAUAAAACGAGUAGCAAGGCAUUGUUGUCGAAUUGUAGUUGCAACUGUAGCUUGGUUUGGAUUAACAUCAAUCUUCGAUCUUAUUCGUAGUGCUACCGGAGAUUGUACUAUUCCAGAAUAUCAGGCAAUUGAUACCUGCUAUAAACAUGGUGGAAACUGGACUGGUUUCGAUACAUCAGGCCACUGUUUCGUUAUGACAUAUUUUAGCUUCUUAAUAUGCGAAGAAGUUCGCAUAUUAUGUAAUUGGAAAGCAUUACUGGAUAAACUAGUACCCUCCAAUGAGCGCAACCCAAGUGGAUCUACUUUGCGAAAAAAAAAUCUUAUGUUUAUUACAUAUGUUCUAGACAUAGUUGGAUUGGUUUCUUGCAUCCUGUUAAUCAUUUGGGAUUUUGUUCUGAUAUGUACGAUCGCUUACCACCAUACUAUCUUCGAAAAAUGGGCUGGUGGAGGCAUCGGUAUUAUCGUUUGGUUUAUCACUUACAAGAAAUGGUAUAUCAUUGCUAUGUCACCUACUUUACCUGGAGCAGGUCCUUACUAUAGUAUUUUAUCUCAAAUACCAAAAUGA
Trichoplax adhaerens is the source of this 804-nucleotide messenger RNA. RefSeq lists its product as uncharacterized. The coding region runs from base 1 to 804 and encodes 267 amino acids. Gene Ontology annotation, biological process: lipid droplet organization; lipid storage; phospholipid biosynthetic process. Lineage: Eukaryota; Metazoa; Placozoa; Uniplacotomia; Trichoplacea; Trichoplacidae. The transcript has a single exon. The record is from RefSeq and is a predicted model, not a curated record. Gene Ontology annotation, cellular component: endoplasmic reticulum membrane.